AUGAAUUCGAACCCGCACUUCGAUCCGGCCACCAUGAUCGACCUGGCCGGCGCCUCACCCGGCCGAACAGAAGACAACUUCGACAUUUUCGAGUGGUACCCAUGCUAUCAGAGCUGCCAACGCUACUUCCUCGACCAUGCGCAGCAUAGCGUCCCCGUGCAAGCGCUCUCCGCAUUCCUGAACAUCCGACUCCCCUUCCAGCGCCAACCACACCCAGUCUUCAACUCUACGCCGGUGUCAUCAGCAUCGUCGUCUGGUCAAAUCCCCGCCACCGGCCUCCCACCCCCCGGCCCACCGUCAGUUUCAUUGAUCCCGUACCUCCGCCGGCUCGUGGCCACGGGAAUGGACUUCCCGGGCGUGUUGCACGGGUUUUUUGGCGAUGACUGGGGCAGCGGGGUCGGUCCGUUGCACGAGCAGGAGCGGCGCAAUUACUUGUUUGCCGCGAAGAGCGGCGGCUGGGCAUCCGUGAAAAAGGACUACGACAUCCAGCCAUUGGAAACCAUUCCCUUUCUGCGCCCGCUACAGGGACCCCUCGACGCCGAGAUCGAAGCCGCCGAACGCAGUUGGAGCGAGUGGCUCGCCAUGGAGGACUGGAUGGUUGGCCCGCGCGCUCCGGAUAUUCUUCACGACUCGUCCUCGCAGAACUCGCGGCCACGAAGUUCACGCGACUGA
Messenger RNA from Penicillium alfredii, 672 nucleotides. RefSeq lists its product as uncharacterized. The transcript has a single exon. Lineage: Eukaryota; Fungi; Ascomycota; Eurotiomycetes; Eurotiales; Aspergillaceae. The record is from RefSeq and is a predicted model, not a curated record. Bases 1 to 672 code for a protein of 223 amino acids.